Messenger RNA from Paraglomus brasilianum, 333 nucleotides. NCBI's taxonomy places the organism in Eukaryota, Fungi, Glomeromycota, Glomeromycetes, Paraglomerales, Paraglomeraceae. The record is from the annotation of a GenBank genome assembly.
AAGAUAAAAUCGAACUCUGGCAAAUGUACAACCGUGCUAGAGGGAUUUUGCAAUGGGAACGCACUCACAAGGCGAUUGUUCCGAUCUGUUAUGAGGAACAAAAAAAAAUAUCUUUUUGAUUUCGUGGUCUUGCUCUGGGAUCUGAAAGAAUGUUUGAUUAAUACGGUAAACAUGGUUCGACAAUUACAAGACGAAGAUAACGAUGGCAUAGGCAAGCUAUCGGGAAGACUUCCCCCACAUCCAGGUAAACCCAACAAAGAACAACAUAAGAAAGGCAUCAAUUCUGUUGAGGUUAAGAACGACAUGUCAAGUUCUCCCAUUCGAUCGGACUAA